This is a messenger RNA of Otolemur garnettii (small-eared galago), 1673 nucleotides long. It is a transcript of the gene CBX7, whose product is annotated as chromobox 7. The record is from RefSeq and is a predicted model, not a curated record. Gene Ontology annotation, cellular component: PRC1 complex. The coding region runs from base 136 to 891 and encodes 251 amino acids. Lineage: Eukaryota; Metazoa; Chordata; Mammalia; Primates; Galagidae. The transcript has 6 exons. Gene Ontology annotation, biological process: negative regulation of transcription by RNA polymerase II.
GCGUGCGCGUGCGCGCCCAGACGAGGGUGACUGGGACCCCGCCGGCCCCAGCAUCGCGCGCCGUAGCCGCGGCCCCGCAGCUCCGCCCCCGGCCCGGCCAGGCCCGGCCCCGGGCCCGCUCGCCCGCUUCCCCGCAUGGAGCUGUCAGCCAUCGGCGAGCAGGUGUUCGCUGUGGAGAGCAUCCGGAAGAAGCGCGUGCGGAAGGGUAAAGUCGAAUAUCUGGUGAAGUGGAAAGGAUGGCCCCCAAAGUACAGCACGUGGGAGCCAGAAGAGCACAUCCUGGACCCCCGCCUCGUCAUGGCCUAUGAGGAGAAAGAGGAGAGAGACCGAGCAUCGGGGUAUAGGAAGAGAGGUCCGAAACCCAAGCGGCUUCUGCUGCAGCGGCUGUACAGCAUGGACCUGCGGAGCUCCCACAAGGCCAAGGGCAAGGAGAAGCUGUGCUUCUCUCUGACGCGCCCACUCGGCAGCGGGAGCCCCGAGGGGGUGGUCAAGGCGGGGGCACCCGAGCUGGUGGACAAGGGCCCCUUGGUGCCCACCCUGCCCUUCCCGCUCCGCAAGCCGCGCAAGGCCCACAAGUACCUGCGGCUCUCACGCAAGAAGUUCCCACCCCGCGGGCCCAACCUGGAGAGUCACAGCCAUCGACGGGAGCUCUUCCUGCAGGAGUCACCAGCCCCAGAUGCCCUACAGGCGGCCAGCGAGUGGGAGCCCACCGAGCAGCCCCCUGAGGAGGAGGCUGAGGCAGACCUGGCCGAAGGGCCUCCUCCCUGGACACCUGCGCUCCCCCCAAGUGAGGUAACUGUGACCGACAUCACCGCCAACUCUGUCACCGUCACCUUCCGGGAGGCCCAGGCUGCUGAGGGCUUCUUCCGAGACCGCAGUGGGAAGUUCUGAAUCACCGUUUUUUACUCUCUUAAACUGUUUCUUUUGGGCUUAGGGUGGGGACUUCAGAGAUGGAGGGUGGGGGUGGGGUAAUUAUUUUAUUUAAAAGAAAAAACUGAACAGAAGAAGAGGGGAAGAUCUUCCCACCCUGCCCUUUCCUCUGUGAGGGAUGUUUACGGAGAGGCCUUGGGCAAGGGCUGGCCAAGUGUUGCUUUGGAAGUUGGAGCAUCACCCCCAGGGCAGGACAGGCUGAGGCCUCCCUGCCUGGUACACCUCUGUCCUCAUUCUCUAGGUCCUCAUUUUCUAGAGAUGCAGCGGCUGGUUCUGGGAAUUCCAGGAGCAUUGGGAGGCCCAGGCCUGCUCCCUUGAGCAGCCUGCUCCAGUCAUGUGGCUGGUUUUCCCCUUCUGUUUUCUUGAUGGGUUCUUUGUUUUGAAGUUCCACUCCAGCUCUGUGGUGGGCUGCUGAGGCUGUCUUUGACCAGAAGUGACUGAGUCAGCAAGCAGGAACAGGAGGAAAAGUUUGAGAUUGUCCACUCCCUUUCAGAGAGAUCUGUAUCCUUCCCAGGGAGGAGGCUGCCAGCUGAGACCAUUCUGCUGAGUGCUCCACCCUCCCCCAUCACCUGGCCUGUGCGGAAAUGUGACACUCAGCUGCGCAAGUGUGCAGCACUGCCUUUGGCAUGUACAUCCACACAUCCCCAUGAACAUGUGUGUCUAUAGACAUGUCCGCAUGGGCCUUGUAAAUCUGCUUUAGAACCUGACCAGGUGAACGUGGGAUGAUUCACAGCACAAAAGAA